This is a messenger RNA of Physcomitrium patens, 3602 nucleotides long. NCBI's taxonomy places the organism in Eukaryota, Viridiplantae, Streptophyta, Bryopsida, Funariales, Funariaceae. The record is from RefSeq and is a predicted model, not a curated record.
GCGCUUCCGUGUUUCAUGGUACCGGUAGCGGCUUGAGAGUGAGGACGGUGCAGCUGAUGAGAGCGGCUUUCUAUACUUUUUAUCACCUGUGAACUACGGUACUGUUGUGACUGUCGACACCGACUCGGUCGACACUCUCCUCCAGGGAAAACGCCCCCAUCCACUCCCGUAGAAAUGUUUCUGGAGCAUGAAUUAGGGUUUUUGCGCAGUAGGAUAAUCUUGGGACUUGCGUUGGAAUUUUAGCAUGUGGGUGCUCGAGAGAGGUGGUGCGAUUACCGAAGCAGGGGAAGGUUUGUAUUCAAUUGGAGGAUAUCGAUUUAUGGUUCGGUUGUUGGUGUGUAGGCUUGCAAUUGGGUAGGGGAUAGGUGAAAUAUCUGUUUCUACCUGGGGUUCGUGUUGUAGACGCUUAUGGGCGCUAGGGUUUGGUCGACUGGGAUUGAGGGUUUCGGGUUCCUGGGUGGGUUUGGGGCGUCUCAUGGGCGGGGUGUUGUUGUUACUCCUGGACAUGGGAUGGAAGGAUUGGUACCUUGGCAAGAAGAGGUGGAAGGAUUCUUACAGAGUGGAUGAGUGUACGCUCGGUUGGAGAGGAUACAUUUCCACGUUCUAGUCUCAUAUGUUGACCAGCCAGUCGAUCUAGUUAGUUGACUUUUCGUGUAAAACUCAAUGUACUCACUUGCCAAUUACAAUAAGCAAUGAGCGCAUGCUUAGCAUCCGGCAGUUGCCUGUCGUUGUUUGUAAGGAUAGAGUAUUAUAAACUUUUAAUUCAGGGAAUAAUUUCCAGCUGGAUUAUGGGGUAUGCAUGUUUAGGAUGUGGCCUUACGAAUGUCAUGUUCGACCCUACAUCGGAAUACCACAUUCUUUGAGGUAGUUCAAUAUAUUGGUAACUUGCGCUUUGGAUCCAUGCAAGGCAUUUUAGAGAUUCGUUGCGCUAAAUUAGCUUGUGCUAGUUGUGUACUGUAUCACCUGCCCACCUCAAGUUGUGCCAAGGAAGGUUCAAAUGGAGGACUAUGUUGUAUUUUAUCGAAGACAAUAGACAACACUGGGACGGUUGUGUAUGUGUGGAUUCUGCUGAAUCCACGUUUGAUGUGAUGGAGGACAUCACAUUAGUUUGGAGGAAUGAUCAAUCAUCAUCAGCUUGGGAAGAGAUGCUGGUGCUUGGCGUGGCUACAGGGAAGAGAGUCUAGCAAGGUCGUAAAGUUCAUAGUCCACUAUCGUUGAGAUUGAUUUUCACUCAAAUCAUGUCACAAUAAUCCUAGGGGUGGCUUAUUUGAACGAGAUAGAGCUGGAGGUCGCAUGUCAGCAUUGUUGUUACUGGAGGGACAACUCAGUGAUAAGAGGGCCGUAGGAUAUGGCGGAGAAGGACAAGAAACUGAAGGUGAUUCUUAAACUGCCAAAGAAAUCAAGCAGCCGUAGCAAGGCGGGGGUCCCUGGUGCACUAUCAUCACCCGGAGGAAUAUCUCAUAAAAUAAAUUCCUCGCCAGUCGUAGAGAGUGAGACGCCGUUGAAGCCGAGUUCUAAGUUGUCUGUUCCCAACGCUAAUGCUAAUAGUCGUGUUGCCACCCCUCCUAAGAAACGCAAGUUCAAGACUUUAGUUGAAGGGGACGCCAAGGAUGAUCUAGGAGGCGCAUGUGGUGUCUCAAGUACUACUGAAAUUCUCCCCGUCUUCAAGGCUCCCUUGCCCCCUUUCGCUAAGAAGCCUUCUCAUAAGGUAAAAAAAGAGAGGCCGAUUAAUGGCGCAAUUGAAGCUCCUUUUCCAAGUCUAGGAAAAGGACAAGGCCCCUCACCAGCGCCUGCUAAGAAGGUGCUUGAAGGUGUGUUAGACAAGCUGAAAAAAAAAGACACAUAUGGAGUAUUUUCGGAGCCUGUGGAUGCAAACUUGGUUCCAGAUUACUAUGAUGUCAUCAAAGAGCCUAUGGACUUCGGCACGAUGUACAAGAAGAUCUCAAAGGGGCUGUAUAACAUAUUAAGUCUAUUUGAGAAAGAUAUCAUGCUCAUUUGCAACAAUGCUAUGCGAUACAAUGGCCCAGAAACAGUAUACUAUAAGCAGGCACGCUCAAUACAAGAUGCUGCCCGUAAGGCAUUGGAUGUGAUAGCUAGUCAAGCUGGGUCUGCUGAAGCUGGAACCGCCAAGCCUGCUGCGCACAAAAAGCAGGCUCAUCCAUCAAAGAAAACAUGGUCCAACACAGCAGCUCCGAAGACAACAUUGGAACCUGCGAAUUCCGACUUUGCUUCUGGGGCCAGUUUAGCAGCAGAGGGAGAAGCUCAGUCAAAUAAACACGAUUUCGUCACUUCCAAAAGAGGGACACAGUCGGAUAGAUCUGGAAGUGUUGCUGGAGAGGAGCCAGGAUAUGGGGUUCAGUCACAGGCAACUGCCGCCUUUGAGCCAGACGCAGAUGUGCAAGAUGAACAAGGGGCUCAACAGAAACCAGUAGCUCUUAAGGAUGGGCGAAGGCCUUCGUCAACAGAAGAGUAUCACAGAAGCACUUACAAGCCACGGAACCUUUCUGCUCAUGGAAGAGGACCUACUUUUGCUGGUGUUGGUGGUGAAUUGCAUCACCUUGUACCAACAGGGUAUCAGUCAGAGAUGGCGUAUGCAAAGAGCUUGUCUCGAUUUUCAGCUAAACUGGGACCUGAGGGAUGGAAAUUCGCAGCUCAAAGAUUGCAGAGAGUAUUAGCACCCUCUGUACCUUUUGGGCAAGGAUGGAUAGGUGUGCAUGAAGCUCCCCCAGGCACGAUUUUCAGAAAGUUUCCUUCGGAUGUAAAAGUUACAAAUGCAACGAGGACCAAUCAAAAUUUGAGCUCCACAGCUUCACCUAACCUUCUGGGAGGUCCAUCCUCUUCUUACCCUCCAGUUACUUCUGCUUACGUGCCUAGCCCUAAAUCAUCUCGCCCAUUGACGAUAAAUCCCGCAGCCCAAACUGCAAUGGAUUCUUUGCCGACUAAGGUUACCAGUGCCAUGCUUGUAUCAGGAGCAGCAAGUCAAGGAAUAUUUCCAGGAAAGUUAACAAUGGUUGGAAUCAGUUGUUGAGAAACCUUCCCAGCCAGUUUAUCAGCUGGAGCGCAGCAGAAGUUGAAGCAUGCCGAGUACUAGUGAUGGAUUGAGUGUAUUAACAGGACGGUCUUUGUAUAUUUCCCGGACUCCUGCAAGUUAAUCUUCCGUGCCUAUCUCAAGCAUGACAAUGUUAACUUCAGAUUCAGCCAAUGGUGGAUUGUCAAGGUGGACUGGUUCAAUAUGACAAGAUGCUCCAACAUUUGUAUAUAGUGAUACAGGUUGAGCAGCUUCCAUCUUAGCAAUUAUGAACGCUGGGCAGGUUGAGGUGUGGAAGUCAAAAGCGCAAAAUCUGGGGUCUCUGCAUGCAGAUGGUCUUGCGAGUUCAAAGUUGCUGUCAAACGUUCAUUAUUCUCGAGCUCCAUGAUUCUCUUGGUGCACGCAACCACAUAUGUACGAAAGCGUUCCAUUUUAUAGUAUGUAACUUGGUGCAAUGAUUCGGGUCCCAUUAAUUAUGGACAUUAUGUUGUUCGCUACUUAGUUACAGCUCGUUUCAGAGCUUGAGCUGAGCCCAUUGAAAUCAUGUGCUUCACAAAAAAUUACAGCUGAUCAA